Molecule: messenger RNA, 954 nt
Organism: Sordaria macrospora k-hell
Lineage: Eukaryota; Fungi; Ascomycota; Sordariomycetes; Sordariales; Sordariaceae
Cellular component (GO): nucleolus; catalytic step 2 spliceosome
Molecular function (GO): ATP binding; mRNA binding; RNA helicase activity
Source: RefSeq, a predicted model, not a curated record
AUGCUUCAGGUCAUCGACACCGCCGUCCGCGAGACCCAGGCCCUCGUCCUUUCCCCGACCCGCGAACUUGCGACCCAGAUUCAGAGCGUUGUGAUGGCUUUGGGAGACUACAUGAACGUCCAGUGCCAUGCUUGCAUUGGUGGCACCAACGUUGGAGAGGAUAUUCGCAAGCUCGACUAUGGUCAACACAUCGUUUCCGGUACUCCUGGUCGUGUUGCCGACAUGAUUCGCCGCCGCCAUCUCCGCACCAGACACAUCAAGAUGCUGGUUCUCGAUGAGGCCGACGAGCUUCUUAACCAGGGUUUCCGCGAGCAGAUUUACGAUGUGUACCGCUACCUUCCGCCUGCCACUCAAGUCGUUGUCGUCUCCGCCACUCUCCCUUACGAUGUGCUCGACAUGACCACCAAGUUCAUGACCGACCCCGUCCGUAUCCUGGUCAAGCGUGACGAGUUGACCCUCGAGGGCCUGAAGCAGUACUUCAUCGCUGUGGAGAAGGAGGAUUGGAAGUUCGAUACCCUUUGCGAUCUCUACGACACCCUUACGAUUACGCAAGCCGUUAUUUUCUGCAACACCCGCCGGAAGGUCGACUGGCUGACCGACAAGAUGCGCGAAGCCAACUUCACCGUUAGCAGUAUGCACGGCGAUAUGCCCCAGAAGGAGAGAGAUAGCAUUAUGCAGGAUUUCAGACAGGGCAACAGCAGAGUUCUUAUCUCGACCGACGUGUGGGCUCGCGGUAUCGAUGUUCAACAGGUCAGCUUGGUCAUCAACUACGAUCUCCCCAGCAACCGUGAAAACUACAUCCAUCGUAUCGGUCGUUCCGGCAGAUUCGGUCGCAAGGGUGUCGCGAUCAACUUCGUUACUAGCGAGGACGUGCGCAUCUUGCGUGAUAUCGAGUUGUACUACUCGACCCAGAUUGAUGAGAUGCCCAUGAACGUUGCCGAUCUUAUUUCUUAA